Messenger RNA from Myxocyprinus asiaticus (Chinese sucker), 3863 nucleotides. RefSeq names its product isthmin-2-like. The record is from RefSeq and is a predicted model, not a curated record. Bases 238 to 1668 code for a protein of 476 amino acids. The transcript has 6 exons. Lineage: Eukaryota; Metazoa; Chordata; Actinopteri; Cypriniformes; Catostomidae.
AUGAACAGACACAACGGACCAAGGUGUUUCGAGUGACAUUUCGAGUGUUUUUGCAAGGAUUAUAAAAUGUUCACACCUGUGCGAGUUUUGAUGAAGUUUGGAUGAAGAUGAAAAAUUGCGCAUUGCAAAAAAUCUUCACCGGUAGGCAAAUCUGCAGAGCUUCCUAAACAAGUAUUGUAUAUCCAGGACUGAGAAUAUUUAAGGGGUGUUUACUGGACAGAUACGCAACUGCGCAAAAUGUCGAGAGCGCGUAAAAGUGUUCGGCUGCUUGUAAGCGUGCUGCUGGCUGUUUGGAUAGAGCGAGCAACCAGCUUCCCUACGAGACAUCACCAGAGCGCAAACACUAGAUUCAGACACGGAGUUUCCGUAGAGGUACAUCCUCAGACAGCUUUGAGAGACAUCAGCCAUGACCAUAAUCUCCUGCACCAGCAGAACCAGGUCCAGAGUAAUUUAGCAGACUCACAUCAUCACCAACACAAGUGGCCGCAGCAUCGCUCUUCAGGUGUUCUUCCUCAGCCUGAGCCCAAAGAAGAAUCCAAACCCUUUAUCCUAGACUUCAACAACUUCCCAGACCUGGCAAAUGCGGACAUCAGCUCCCAAAACCCAAACAUUCAGGUGACCAUAGAGGUGUUGGAUGACCCUCCCGUGGAAGUGGAGAUGGACCUGAUUAAAGAAUGGAACAAUGACUGGCCCACAUCUUCCUCCUCUCCUUCCUCUACAGUAGACUGGCUGGGCGGGAAGAAGCUGUUUUGGCCGUUGUUCUGGGGUUACACAGAUGCAGAUUUAGACGAGGAUGGCACAGGCCAAGCAGUGGAGGAAGAGGAUGACUACACACUGGAGUAUGACAGCGGGGAGCCACUGCCUAGUGGGUUGGGCGUGGAGGGUGGCGAUUGGGAAGCUCCAUUGACUCAGGGGUGGAAUCCUGCUCAAAGCCGUUAUGAAGAGAAAGAGGAGGAGGAAUGGAGUGCAUGGACUCCCUGUAGUGUCACCUGUGGCAAUGGCAACCAGACCCGCUCACGCUCCUGUGGAGAUUUCUGCACAUCUACUGAGACCCGAAGCUGUAACCUCGUCCCAUGCCCAGAUGAUUUGAACAGUGUGGGCGAUGUCUUUCCAUUUGAGAUGGAGAAUGGUACAGAACCUUUUGGCAUGGAUGUUGAUAGCUGUGAGAAGUGGUUGAACUGCAAGAGUGAGUUUCUUCAGCGUUACCUGCAGCAUGUCUUGACAGAAUUACCCAGCUGCCCCUGUACCUAUCCAUCAGAAGCCUUGGACAACAUUGUCAACCUGCUAGAUGCGAGACACGACCGGACCUUCCAAUGGAGGGAUGCAAGUGGCCCAAAAGAACGCUUGGACACCUACAAGCCCUCUGCGCAGAACUGCUUGCGCUCCACUCUCUCGCGAGAUGGCACCACACUGGCUGCCCAGCAUUGCUGCUAUGACGACCAUGGUCAGCUAAUUACAAGAGGCAAGGGGGCAGGCACCCCCAAUCUAAUAAGCACAGAGUUCUCCCCAGAGCUGCAUUUCAAGGUGGAUGUCCUGCCCUGGAUACUGUGCAAAGGAGACUGGAGCAGGUUCCAUGCUGUCCGUCCACCCAAUAAUGGCCUGCAUUGUACAGAGAACCCCCACCAGGACAUCUUCAUGAAUGAAUUAGAGGAAGCCAGAGAAUAUUGAGGCACCAAACUACUGUCCCUUCUCUGACCCUUACGUCCUGCUAUGGUGCUCAACAUAACCUUAUAAAAAAAAAUUAUAAUAAUAAAAAACAGUUUCUUUGCCAGCCGGAUAGGUGUGCAGUAUAAAACCAGUCUUGUCUCAUGGGACGCACUACUAUUACUGUGUUUGCAAAGCAUGGCUUCUUGCCAAUUAGCUACUUAUCUAAUGUUGAGGAGUUUUUGUGGCUAAUGGUUUAAAAAUGGUUUCCAGUCUGCACUCUUUUGACAUUUGACUGAUGUAAAAGCACUAUUUGUGUAUCCAAAAAUUGAUAAAAAAUGAUUUAGUAGCUGUAAAGCAUGUUUCAUACAAGCCUUUGUUUUUGUUUUUUGUUUUUGUUUUUGCAACCACAUAUUUACUUUGAUAUCAGUGCUGCUAUUUCUGUAAAAAUGUGACAAAUCAAUAUCAAUUUAAAUAGUUUUUGGAAGCUAAAUCCAACCAAGCUGCAAGAAAUGUAUCGAGGUGGCUGGAAUUCCAGGCUGAGGAACAUUAAUUAAAUAUGAUCAAACUAAUUCUGAUUAUUUUGUGGCAUGUACUGUAUAGCUUUCUAAACUUGAAGAAAGUAUUUGUGUACAGCCAUUUUGCAACAGUUUCUGAGAUUUUCAGUAAUGUCCAUGUGUGAGCGCAAAGAAUCUAAAAAUACAGUAGGUAAAUUUGUCUGGCACCUUCUGUGUAACAUUUCAACAAAUAUCACAUAUCACAAACACUUAAUCUCACCUAAUUUAAUCUACUCAAAGACCAAUAACACCAAUAAACAAACUAGUACUGUUUUUCUUGUUUUACUAGUCUCCCAAAGCCCCUUCAUGAAGGUGUCCCCUAGAGACUUAUGAGUAUGUCUGAGAGUGAAUGGGCACAUUUUCACUGCCAACUCAGGGGAAAUCUCUUCAUAACAAUCAAUGUUCAUUUAGCUCUUUAAUAGAGUUUCGAUGGAGUCUGUAAUUUCAGAUAGCAAACUAGCAGGCAGAGGUAAAUGGAAUAUUAAAAAUGGAAUAUUAGAACAUUAAAGUAUUUCUGAUUCAAUACUAGUUAAACUCAAUUGACAAAAUUUGUGGCAUAAUGUUGAUUACAACAAAAAAUUAUUUCGACUUGUCCCUCCUUUUAAUAAUAAUCGAGGUUACAGUGAGACACUUGCCAUGGAAGUGGUUGGGCCAAUUUUUGAAAGGGUUUAAAGGCAGAAAUGUGAAGCUUAUAAUUUUAUAAAAGCACACAUGAAUUCUUCUUUUAAAACUAUUGUAUUAUUUUAGCUGUAAAGUUGUUUAAAUUGUCUAUUUUACUGUCGUUUUAGGGUUUUAGCAUGUUCGGCAUUACAUCACUAUGGCAACAAAGUUGUAAAAUUGUGUAUAACUUAACAGAAAAGGUUAGUAAGCUAUUAUAUCACACUAAAAUCAUGUUAAAAUGAUUUUUCUUUUUUCUUUUUUUACGUCUUGUAGCUAUACUUUUGAAAUAGUGAGUAUUUUAGCAUACACGGAUUGACCCCAUUCACUUCCACUGUAAGUGCCUUACUUAAACCCAGAUUUUUCAAGUCGAAAUACAUUUUUGUUGUAACCAACGUUAUGUCGCAAAUGCUGUGAAUUAAGCUUAACUUGUACUGAACAUGGAAUAUAACUUUAAGAAUUUACAUUGUUACAGUGUGGUACUUAUAUAAUGCUAAUGUGCUUUUUUGACACAUUGUUGCGAAUGUGCAUUUGCUGUGUUGUUAUUGCUGUUGUUUCUCAUGCAUUGUUGGGAACGGUUGCAGGGGAGCUAUACUUGCUCAAGACCUCUUAUUUGAAAAUAUUCUUUUCAUGAGUAUGCAGACUGUGUAUGCACAUGCUAUGGCUGGCACUUUAUUUAACAUUUAUUCAAAUGUAUAUCUGUGUGAUAAAGCAAUGUUAUCUGUAUUUGUGGUGUUACUGUUGUGAAUGGAUUACCUCCCAUGGUCAUUGUUAUAUUAAUGAAAAUGUACAGUAAUUUUCUGAAUUAGUGUGUAGGCAUGUGAUUGUACAGUAUUUAUUGUAUUUUUAUCACACGUUUGCUGAUGCUUUGAACUGAUCAACCAUUCAUAUGGUGGACACUAACUUAAAAAGGGAAAUUGUGUCACAUCUCUUUAACAGCUACAAAAUUACUUGAUGUUCUAUGUUGAUUUUGCAAGUUGCAAAUUCUAUUAAAACAAAUACAAA